Musca domestica (house fly) is the source of this 884-nucleotide messenger RNA. RefSeq names its product protein Fer3-like. The record is from RefSeq and is a predicted model, not a curated record. Gene Ontology annotation, molecular function: DNA-binding transcription factor activity, RNA polymerase II-specific; protein dimerization activity; RNA polymerase II transcription regulatory region sequence-specific DNA binding. The transcript is spliced from 2 exons. Bases 127 to 753 code for a protein of 208 amino acids. Gene Ontology annotation, biological process: regulation of transcription by RNA polymerase II; developmental process. Lineage: Eukaryota; Metazoa; Arthropoda; Insecta; Diptera; Muscidae.
CCAAGCAGAAAGGUCAUACCAGCGAUUAGUGUUUUUAAUCAAACUGGAAAAAGAGAAAUUCCAAUACCAAAGAUACCAAACUAAGUAUACAAAAGGAAAAAAAUCGAUUUGAGAAGAGGAAUCAAUAUGCAACAUCACACAGUUCCUAGUUACAUGACGGAUAUACCCUAUCAACCAAUAUGGAAUUCUGAGGCACCACCACCUCCUCCGCCACCCAUGAUUCCAUAUCAGAACUUUAUGGCCGCAUUUCCUAGUUCAGAAUUUGCUCUGUGGCAACGUUCCCAUGUUGGCAGCUUAAUGUCUUCCCAAUCAUCAACUUCCUCAUCCACUUCAAGCCUGCAGCAGAGUAAAAGCCAAUCCAAUGGCGGAACUUCCUCCAGCAGUACGAAAAAAGUUCGACGACGCACAGCAUCCUUGGCUCAGAGGCGUGCUGCUAACAUUCGCGAACGUCGGCGAAUGCUGAACCUCAACGAGGCCUUCGAUAAACUGCGUCCCAAGGUACCAACCUUUGCCUAUGAGAAACGUCUCUCACGCAUCGAGACUCUGCGCUUAGCCAUCACUUACAUUGGAUUUAUGACGGAACUUUUAAACGGUACUUCGGAGAAUUCACAGAAACCCCGCCAUGAAGACUAUUAUGGUGGCAUGAAUGGUCAUCAUCAGCAUCAUCCUGCGUCAGGUCAUGUCCCACAUCACAUUCAUCCGUCGGCAUAUUCAAGAGAUUAUUCUCCAGCCUAUGGCCAUCCAAUGGCUUAGGUUAAGUGAAAUUUGUGUUGUUUUUCCCAAUGUAAGGGGCAAUCGGUGUGUUUUUGUUAAUAUUAUUUAAUGUGCAAUGUUAGAUUUUUAAGUCAAAGAAAUAUUAAUAAAUAUUUAAAUAGUUUGUGUAA